Schistosoma mattheei is the source of this 456-nucleotide messenger RNA. NCBI's taxonomy places the organism in Eukaryota, Metazoa, Platyhelminthes, Trematoda, Strigeidida, Schistosomatidae. The record is from the annotation of a GenBank genome assembly.
AUGAACAGGUACGGUCGAUCCCCACCAAGAAUCGAUGGGAUGGUAUCGUUGAAAGUUGAUAACUUGGCAUACAGAACAACUAUUGAUGACUUGCGAAGAGUUUUCAGCCGAUUCGGUGAAGUUGGUGAUAUCUACAUACCUAGAGAUCCCUAUACUUUCGAGAGUCGAGGAUUUGCUUUCGUUCGAUACUGCACUGACCGCGAGGCUGACUGUGCCAUACGCGGUAUGGAUGGCCAUAAGGUAGAUGGGAGAGAAGUCCGAGUCCAAAGAGCAAAAUAUGGUCGACCAACUCCAAACCGUCGAAGACGAUCGGUUACUCCGCGACGUAAUGGACGGCGUUCUCGUUCUUUCUCGUCUGGUCGUGACAGGCGGUCACCACGUAGAAUGAACGAUCGAUAUCGUCUUCCUUCUUCUCCCCGACAUUAUAAUCGGUCGUUAUCAAGAGAACGACGUUGA